Messenger RNA from Bombina bombina (fire-bellied toad), 5160 nucleotides. It is a transcript of the gene AVPI1, whose product is annotated as arginine vasopressin induced 1. Lineage: Eukaryota; Metazoa; Chordata; Amphibia; Anura; Bombinatoridae. The record is from RefSeq and is a predicted model, not a curated record. The transcript is spliced from 3 exons. Bases 107 to 661 code for a protein of 184 amino acids.
CGCGUUAUGCAGUCUCUAUUGCUGGGGUUGUAUGGCAGUGACAGUGUGCGUUGAGGCUGACGGCCUGGAGCGUGGCUGAACCGAUCGGUGUAUACGGACGAAUGUGAUGGUCGCUGUAGAAUCCCCGUGCAGAAGCAGUUGCCGUAGUGAUCACUUCAGAUUCAAAAUGGGCACCCCAGCCUCUGUAGCUGACUCACAACCUACAUCAUGGCAAGUACAAGAGCCGCCAGCAAGAAAAAAGGCUUCCGCUAAUAUUUUCAAAGACAUUGACCUCCUCCAGCUACAAACUCUUUUCCGUGCCAGCGGUGAUGAGUGUGCAGAGGAGCGAGCUCGAAUUAUUUGCGAGUAUUCAGAGGAUCGACGAAUAGCCGAAGCAUUGAUCCAACUCCGAAAGAAGAAAAGAAAGAAAGCAUCCUCUAAACAUAAGGACCGCAUUGGAACACUCUCUGUGCAGCAUUUUAGUAAACUUUGCAUACAUGAAACCAAUCACAGGGGCAGUACGUCUACAGAGAGUGGCUCAGAACAGCAGAGUACUGAUGGCGAAGACCAGCAUUUCAGUGGAACAAAGAAAAGGACCGCAACAUGGAGAACGACCAAACUUUCACAAAAGAAACUGAGACAGAAGCGAAUAUCUGCUUACUUGCACCAGAUAAAACGGUGAUCUAGUAAUGGUGGGUUUCUGUCCUGCACCUUCCUGCACUACCAAGAUGCUCAGUGUUAACGGGCUAUUGAAAUAAAGUUUUAUUUUGCCUUUAUAACAGGCUGACAUCUUUAGAUGCUAUAUUAUGCUCUUACUCAGAAGGAGAACUCUUCGUCCUUAUGGGAAUCGUAAAAGCAAUACGAUCAACACUUAAACACUCUAUUAGCCUUCACUUCUAAUAUGAGAGGAUUUUUGGCAACAAGAUGAUGUUAAAUUCAUGGUGAAGUGUAAGAAUCGGCUAUCAAGAUAUAUAUAUUCUAUCUUUGUCAUACCAAGUUCUCAAAUCCAUUAGAGACUUCCACAUCUGGAGCAGUUAUGAGUAUUUAGUGCGGAUAAAUAUAACACUUACUUUUGUUAAAUUAUAAUGUCUGAAGUUAAUUCAUUGUGUAUUUGUUAAUAUUAGAUUUGUGCUAAAUAAUUGUUCACUUGGGCUGUUAGAUUCCAGUUUCUAAACUUACAGUAACAUUAAUUUUAAAAGUGAGAUAUGUUAACAAAAAUGUUGAAUCACCUGAAAGAGAUUCUUUAUAUCUGUAAAAGAUGGCUAAAAAAUAUCACACGACCAUCUCUGUAAAAAAGGAAAAUAUAUUACCUAAAAUCAGGAUGCUUGCAAGUGAGCCUGCAUGCACACACUUUUUUUCCUUUUAGGAAGUUGAAUUAUGGUGUGGUACAAUAUCUUCCUUUUUUUUACCUAGAGCAGUUCAUUUUAUGCUUGUAAACAAAAAAUUAUGACCCUUUAACAUCUGGUAGUGACACCAAAAAGCUUCCUAAAAGUUGAUGGAGAUUGCUACAAGUUGAAUUUACAGCUGGAAUUAGUUCUGCAAUUUGCACUCAAUUUUUUUUUGUCUCUUAAAUUUCUUUUUUUAUAUAAAUGUAUUUCAGAAAAAGUGCUGAAAUAGUAGGUAGCUAUAUUAAGCUAGGAGAGAGGAAACUAGCUGGAAAACUACAAAUAAAUAUGAAAAAGUGGGCUCUAAAUAUUGGAACUACUCGGUAGUACCAAUUUUCUACUUGGAAGAUUGGUACUACUGACAAUUUUUUUUAUUUUUUAUUCUAUAAAUCAAAUUAAUUUUCUUAAGGUAAAAUUAGAAAAUGGAAAGUUACACUAGAACCCUUUUUGUUUGCAUAGUGAAUAUGCCAUAAUAAAAACAUUCCUGAGAUAUGUGAAAGGGUUUGGAAACCCUACUCAUAUUUGCACUUUGAAUUCUAAUGUGUGUUUAAGCUUUUAUCAUAAUGACUUUAAAACGGCUGCAUUGAUUUAAAAUAAUCAGAGCCACUAAGUAAAGCUUUCUACAGCCAUAUUUGUUGAUAUCGCCUACAUUUAAAGGCCUAUAAAGCAGUGCUCCUUUUUAGUUAAAAAAAAAAAAAAAAAAAAAAGUCAAAGUAAACAUAAAAAGAAAUAAACUGUAUUUUAAUAAAUAGUAAACCACUUACUUGUUUUCUUGGAAAACUUAGCACUUAUAAAUUCUUGUUGGGGCAUAAAACCCAAUUUUCUUUCUUUCAUUCAGGUAGAGUGUGAGCUUUUAAACAACUUUCCAAUUUUGUUUUCUUCUCUUGAUAUCUUUUGUUGAAAAGUAUACCCAGGUAGACUGAGGAGCUCCUGAUUGGUGGAAAAUAUAUGCCUCAUGUCAUUGUCUCACCAAUUGCAUUUAGCUAGCUCCCAGUAGUGUAUUGCUGCUUCUUCCAUCAAGAAUACCAAGAGAACAAAGCAAAUACAUAAUAGAAGUAAACUGGAAAGUUGUUUAAAAUGGUAUUCUCUAUCUGAAUCAUGCAAGAAAAUGUUGGGUUUCAUGUCCCUUUAAGUUCUAUUGUCAUGUGAUUUUUGCAGCAAAAGAUCAUGGGCAAUAAACUGAAGUGUUGCUAGGAGACACCAUAAAAUAGCAGUAGUCAAAGAAGCUGGUCCUUUGCCUUCUUGUUGAGACCGCCGCCUCCUUGUGGGGCAGUGACAGGAAGUAAUAGACCCUUUCACAACACAAAGUGUAAAAAAGGGGGAAAAAAUGUUUCUAAAGUGAUGAAUAAUGCAUAUUGCUUUAAUUUUUAUUAAGUAUAACACUGCUUUUUUUUUUUUUUUUUUUUUUUUUUUUUUAUUUAUUACAACAAUAAGAGACUGUUUUACAUCCCUUAAAGGGACACUGAACCCAAAAAAAAAAUGAUUUUGUGAUUCAGAUAGAGCAUGCAAUUUUAAGCAACUUUCUAAUUUACUGCUAUUAUCAAAUUUUCUUCAUUCUCUUGGUAUGUUUAUUUGAAAAGCAAGAAUUUAAGUUUAGAUGUCGGCCCAUUUUGGUGAACAUCCUGGGUUAUCCUUGCUGAUUGGACAGUACCAAUAAACAAAUGCUGUACAUGGUUCUGAACCACACAUUUGCUGGCUCCUUAGCUUAGAUGCCUUUUUCAAAUAAAGAUGUCAAGAGAUUGAAGAAAAAUUGAUAAUAUAAGUAAAUUAGAAAGUUGCUUAAAACUGCAUGCUCUAUCUGAAUCAUGAAAGGAAAAAUAUGGGUUCAGUGUCCCUUUAAAGUGCAAGUAAAGCCCCAAGAUUACUUAGCUUUUAUUGUGUACAGAGCAUAUGCACAUAUGUCUUGUGCACUUGCAUUGCCCUUGCUCAGAGAGCAUAUAUUGUGUUGGCAAUAACAAUUUGCACCAUAGCUGAUGAAUAUAUGCUAAGCCAAUUAUCUGAAUAAGUGUUUAUGACGAUUCUUAGGCUAUAUGUGCUCCAUGCACAGUAAAAGCGAUCACUUUAAAGGACCAGUCAACGUUGUAGAUUUGCAUAAUUAACUUCAUGAUAAGAAGACAAUGCAAUAGCACUUAGUCUGAACUUCAGAUGAGUGGUAGAUUGUUGUUAAAGGGACAGUCAACACCAGAAUUUUUGUUGUUUAAAAAGAUAGAUAAUCCCUUUAUAACCCAUUUCCCAGUUUUGCAUAAUUAACACAGUUAUAUUAAUACACUUUUUACUGCUGUGACUAUCUUGUAUCUAAGCAUCUUCUGACCGCCCCUAAUCACAUGACUUUUAGUUAUUAUCUAUUGACUUGCAGUUUAGCCAAUUAGUGCAGUGUCUGCCACAACCCACGGGCGUGAUCACAAUGCUAUCUAUAUGGUUUACCUGAACUACUCUCCCCUGCUGUGAAAAGCAAAUACAGAAGCAUGUGAUUAGAGGCGGCCUUCAAGGGCUUAGAAAUUAUCAUAUGAGCCUUCCUAGGUUUGCUCUCAACUAGAAUACAAAGAGAACAAAGCAAAAUUGUUGAUAAAAGUAAAUUUUAAAGUUGUUUAAAAUUACAUGCCCUAUUUGAAAAAUAAAAGUUUUUUUUGGCCUUGACUGUCCCUUUAAAUAAAUUGCAAAGUUAUGUCUAUUUCCACUCCCUCUGUACCAUGUGACAGCCAUCAGCCAAUCACAAAUGCAUUCAUGUGACAGCCAUCAGCCAAUCGCAAAUGCAUAUAUGUAUAUGCUGUGAAUUCUUGCACAUGCUCAGUAGGAGUUGGUGACUCAAAAAUUGUAAUGCACAUUUUGUUAAUGGAAGUAAAUUGGAAAGUUGUUUAAAACUGCUGCUGCUCUAUCUGAAUCAUGAAGUUUAAUUUUGACUUGAGUGUCCCUUUAACAUAGCUUUUACUUGAAGCAUUUUUGUUCAUACAGGUAUAUUGCAACAUACUUCUAUACAAGGAUGAAAUAAAGUCAUGUGCAUUUCUGUUUGGGGUUUUAUGUCCCCUUUACAGCUAAAUAAAAAGUAAAUUUAUUCAAUAAAAAAAAAACUUUCCAUGCAACCCCCCCCCCCCCCCCCUUUGGACAUUAACCUGUUGCUCAACCCAGUGUGUCCGUGGUGGAAUGAAAAGUUCUGUUAUCUAAAAAUCUAAGCACAAUCAUAUUCAAUUGCUUUUACUUAAAGAGACAGGAAACACCAUUUUCUUUCAUAGUAACAAUUUUCCAAUUUACUUCUAUGAUCAGAUUUGCUUCAUUCUCUUGUUAUCCUUUUCUGAAGGAAUUGCAUUGCCCUACUUCAGCUAGAUGAACACAUCUAGUUGGCCAAUCACAAGAGACAAAUGUGUGCAGGCACCAAUGAGCAACUAGCUCCCACUGUAGGAUAUGUGCGUAUCCUUUUUCAUCAAGGCAUACCAAAAUUUCAUGCUCUAUCAGAAUCAUGCAAGGUUAAUUUGGACUUUCCUAUGCCUUUUUUAAAACUGAAAAAGACCACAUUAAGUGGUAUUUUUUUGCGGAUAAAAUGUAACUGUACCUUGGUAGUCCUGCCUGUCCCCUUAUAUUUAAAAAAAUCCUUUGCCUGCAGUGCCAAACCUAAAUCUCAGUGUGAUUAGUUAAAUAUUCUCUCCUGCAAUAAUUAAGUAGACAUUAUUAAAAGCAUUGUUUGCUAAAUCUGUGCAUAUCUCAUUUUCUUUCACUUGUGUUUUUCCUGCGUGAGUUACAGAGGUAUGAAAAUAUCUGUCAGAUUUGGUUGACUGAUGUAUAAUAAAUGUAUUUAAAUAUU